AUGCGGUCUCGUCAGCUGUUCAGCCAGUUUCUUCAUAAACUUGAACCUGCUGGGUCUCUCAGACCCAUUCUGGUAUUUAUUUACUCACCUGAAGCAAACGCGCACACGUCCAACCUCGACAAGCCGUUGUGCGGUGCUGAGGAGCGCGGGGAAAAGUAUAAUGCUCCUAUAAGAAAAGACGCAAUUAAAAGAAGGAAUCCCAGGAACACUGAUUGGGAAGACUUCAAACGGGACCUAAGGACGGAACUUAGUGAACCAAAAUGCAAACUCAACUCUGUGCUUGAAAUAGAGUUUGACGCUGAUCGAAUUACCAAUGCCUUGAAGACUGCCUGGAGGGAUAACUGCCCGGAACGCGAGGCGGGAUCGAAGAAACUUCCAUGGUGGACCAAGGAAAUAGCCCUCUUACGAAGGGAGACAAGAAAGGCGUUCAAUAUAGCAAGAGCUAGGAAUGACUUUACAGAGUAUAGAAGAGCACUGACGGAGUAUAGCAAAGCGGUGCGAAAGGCAAAGAGGAAGGCAUGGAGGGAUCAUUGUGAGAUGAUCAACUCAGUUCCCGAGGGCAUGAGACUAACAAAGGCCAUGUCAACAACCAAAGCGAACCCACUCACUACAGUAUGGAGUGAGAGGGGGGGAUAUACGGAAGCAGGCAAAGAUACGUUGAAAACAAUGAUAGCAACGCACUUUCCUGAAUCACAGGUCCUAAACGAUGAUCAAGAUCCAAUCAGCGUGGAGGAACAAAAUAGAACAACAAACAAGCUCGACUGGGUUACGGCUAAGAGAGUAGUGGAUGAGACUAAGGCAGGGAAAUCUACAGAAACUGCGCUACACUAUGUAACCGGCAGGGCGGAGGCGGCUCUUGAGAGUAGGGAGGUUACUGUUGGGACAUUUGUCGACAUAGAGGGGGCAUUUGACCGCACUACCUUCUGCUCUAUAGGAGCUGCUGCUUCUGACCACGGGGUACCACUACCUCUAUGCCGGUGGAUAGACUGUAUGCUUAAAGGCAGGAUUAUUCAAUCAGAACUGCAAGGAGAGUGCAUGAGUGUAAGGACUGUCAAGGGCUGCCCGCAAGGGGGGGUACUCUCACCCUUGCUAUGGAGCCUGGUCGUGGACUCACUACUUGUGAAACUAAACAAAGGACCACUCUACACGGUUGGAUAUGCAGAUGAUUUGGUAAUUAUGGUAAGGGGCAAGUUCCCAACUAUUGUGACAGACAUCAUGCAAAGAGCCCUCAACACACUGGAAGAGUGGUGUGACAAAAACCACCUCUCGGUGAAUCCGGGAAAAACGAAUGCUAUUGCAUUUACAAAAAUGAGAAAUACAACAGGGCUAGGACAUCUCUACCUUUAUGGUAAGCAAAUAACCUGGACCAAUGAAGUGAAAUAUCUAGGGGUAAUCCUAGAUAAGGAACUUACAUGGCGUAAACACCAAGAUACGGUCAUAGCUAAGGCUAUGAGAGUGCUGGGAAUGUGUCGUGGUGCAUACGGGAAGGCAUGGGGACUUAGUCCCAGAGUGAUGAGGUGGAUCUAUAUAACUAUGGUGAGACCAAUAAUACUUUAUGGCAGCAUUGUCUGGUGGCCUAGAAUUAGGUUACAGACGUGCAGAACGGCACUGGGCAAAUUGCAAAGAACUGCAUGCCUAGCAAUAACGAGUGCGUUUAGAACUACGCCAACUGCAGCAUUGGAAAUUAUUCUGGGAUUGCCCCCACUGCACUUGGCGCUAGAAGUAGAUGCAAGGAAGGCGCUGCACAGACUGAAGGGGGCGGGACUUUGGAGUACAUCCAAACCUUGCACCAAGCACACAAGGAUGGGGAGUGAUCCUCAAUUAGAUGCAAUAAUGGACAUGGGUUGUGAUACAAUGCAGCCUAGGUACAUGUUUAGCAAGGAUUUUAAAGUGUCUAUACCAACAAGGGAAGACUGGAAAAGAGGACCAAAACGUCAACAAGACAGCCUGAUCUGGUAUACUGAUGGCUCCAAGAUGAACUCAGGAACAGGAGCGGGCGUCUACUCCAAACAAUCUGAGCACAGUGAAAGCUUAGGGAGGUUUGCAACAGUGUUUCAAGCUGAAACCUAUGCUAUAAUCAUGUGCGCAGUAAGGAAUAUAGAACAGGCGCAUAAAAAGCGUGACAUUUACAUAUUAAGUGACAGUCAGGCAGCACUCAAAGCCAUUGCCUCAGUGAGGGUUGGAUCCAGACUCGUUUUGGAGGCAAUCUUGGCACUGAAUAAACUUGGAAGGCACAACAGGGUGACCCUCAUGUGGGUACCUGGACAUACUGGAAUCGAAGGCAAUGAGAGAGCCGACAGUCUAGCGAGACAAGGGUCAGAGGCGGCACCUAUUGGGCCAGAGCCGAUAGUGCCCUUAUCUAUAAGCACUGUACACAUGGCCAUGAGGCAAUAUACAUCCAGGAAGCACAGAGCUGAAUGGGAAAGCUCCAACGGCAUGAGCCACUCCAAACUAUUCCUAGUUGGAAACACAAGAUCAUGGGAAAAGCUCAUACUCAAUGGAAACAGAAGGCAAGCCCGAGUGAUCACGGGUGCGCUAACAGGUCACUACACUACAAACCACAUGCUCCACAAAAUGGGCCUAACUACGGAUGACAGCUGUCGAGCAUGUGGAGAACAUGCGGAGUCCAUGAAACACCUACUCUGCGAAUGUGACGCGCUAGCUAGAACUAGAAUGGGUCUCCUGGGGUCGGCUUAUCCGACGCCAGAAGAAUAUAGGUCCUUCUCACCCAAGCACUUGAUCCACUAUAUGGAUAGGAUCUUUGUGGAUGAGGGGGGAUAA
Messenger RNA from Ostrinia nubilalis (European corn borer), 2781 nucleotides. RefSeq lists its product as uncharacterized. NCBI's taxonomy places the organism in Eukaryota, Metazoa, Arthropoda, Insecta, Lepidoptera, Crambidae. Bases 1 to 2781 code for a protein of 926 amino acids. Gene Ontology annotation, molecular function: nucleic acid binding; RNA-DNA hybrid ribonuclease activity. The record is from RefSeq and is a predicted model, not a curated record. The transcript has 4 exons.